CGAAUUUAAGAAAACUUCAGCGUAAUAAGUUUCCUUCUUUUUUUUUUUCUUUUUCUUUUUCUUUUUCUUUUUCUUUUUUCUUCUAAAAUGUCUUAAACCCUAAACCUGGCGUUCUGUUUCCCGCCACUUGCCUUUCUCCGUUACCGGCAUCCCUGCAACCAUGCCGAAACAUUACAGGCCUCCAGGUAAGAAGAAGGAAGGAGAUGCUGCUAGAUAUGUAACCAGGUCCCAAGCUGUCAAAAGCCUUCAAGUCAGCCUUCCACUCUUCAGGAAAUUAUGCAUUCUCAAAGGAAUUUUCCCCCGGGAGCCAAAGAAGAAGGUCAAGGGAAACCACCACACUAACAAUCACACCAAGCGUAUUGCCUUCAUCCAACAUGAUCCAAUGCUUGAGAAAUUUAGAGAAAUCAGGGCAUACCAGAAAAAGAUAAAGAAAGCUAAGGCUAAGAAGAAUGAGGAGCUAGCACGAGCUCUGAAAUCUCUUGAACCCCAUGUCAAGAUGGACAAGUUCAUCCGGGAUAGAUAUCCAACAUUCAUUGAUGCAAUCAGAGACUUGGAUGAUGCUCUCUCAAUGGUGCACCUUUUUGCAGCGUUGCCUGCCUCAGAUAGGCUGAAAAUUGGAGCAGAGAGCACUCAUAAUUGUCGAAGAUUGUGUCAUGCAUGGCAAGCCUAUAUUUCUCACACUCAUAAAUUAAGGAAAGUUUUCAUAUCUGCUGAGGUUGAAGGUCAAAAAAUCUUGUGGUUAACUCCUCAUACAUUACAGCAAGUUCUGACAGAGGAUGUUGACUUUGAUACACUCCUAGGAUUUGUUAAUUUCACAAUUUAUCAUUCAAUUAAUUUGAAGUAUCUGCCAAUUCUAGAUCCUCGAUUGGAAGCAUUAGCAGCAGCAGAUCUAUAUGCAUUAUCAAGAUACAUUGAUGCUGGCUCUGGAGCCUCUCUGCCCGAACCUCAAACUGCUAGCUCAUCUAAGUCAGAACAAGAAGCACAGGAAGAGUCUGAGUUAAGACUUGCACAACUUCAGCAUCAACUGCCUACCAAUGAACCUGGUGCACUGAUGCAUCUUGUUCAGGAUACUACCAGCAAAGUCGAAGAAGAUGAAGAUACAAGAGAGUGCAAGAUACUCUUUCAAAAUAUGAAAUUUUUCCUGAGCCGUGAGGUUCUGAGAGAAGAAUAUAUUCAACCCCAAUGGGUCUAUGACUGUGUAAAUGCACGGAUCAUAUUGCCAACUGAGCCUUACAUGGUUGAAAGAGUUCCACCACCACACUUGUCACCAUUUGUUGAUGAUGAGGCUGAAGGUUAUGUUCCUGACUAUGCCAAGACCAUUAAACAAUUACAGGCGGCUUCCAGAAAUGACGUCCUUCCAUUGCCAGGGAUGGGGAAAGAUGAACUGGAUGACCCUCAACAUCUACUAGCUGAGGGGUAUAUCAACAGAACUGAGGCUAAUGAGGCUGCUGAGAAGAAGUACAAGAUAAUGCUUUACGAGAAGCAGUAUCAGAACGAAUUGAAAAUGGAAAUUCAGGGCGAUUUGAGCAUAAAUCAGCAAAGCUCUAAAGAGAUGGACUCUAAGGAAGAAUCCCUUCCCGACAUGGAACAAAUUGCUAAUGAUGCUGAUGCUCAUUCAAAAGCAAUGAUGUCACGUAGAGAGCGAGGACUCUAUGAAGCCAUCCGGAUUGGCAAGAAAAGGAAGGAGACUCAUGUCGAAAAGCUCAAGGAGCGAAAGAGAAACAUCCAAGAGGCUCAGAAACCUGAAAAGAAGCAAAAAAGCGCUUAGCCUUUUCAUCUCAUUAUAUACUGAUAUGAAGCUAAUUGUUAUCUCAAGUUAAACAUUGCCAUUUUUGUUGGCUAAAAUUUUGCUAAAGU
This is a messenger RNA of Rubroshorea leprosula, 1857 nucleotides long. The record is from the annotation of a GenBank genome assembly. NCBI's taxonomy places the organism in Eukaryota, Viridiplantae, Streptophyta, Magnoliopsida, Malvales, Dipterocarpaceae.